CGAACACAUAUGAGGAUCUGCGCACAGAGGCGGUGUCCUCUGGGGGAAUCCCCUACGUUAAUGGAACUGACAGUCUGCAUGUGAAACAUGUGACCAGGAGAACCAUAACAUUGUCAUACAGGUGGGAUAACAAUGUGAUAACUCGCAAAUUUAUGGCCCCCCAAGUCAGAUAUUCCACAGUGCACAAGAAAAAGGUGAACAGUUUGGAUGUGACGGAUGGAGGACUGGCUGUAUCUUCUGACAUGGAAGGUCACCUGAAAGUCUGGGAGACUAGCUCAGGGGACAUCCGCAGGUUGUUGACUGGUCACAUAGGAGAUGUGUACACCUGUCGUUUCUUCCCCUCUGGGGUAGUGAUUCUGAGCGGAGGGGCUGACAUGCAGCUUAAGAUCUGGUCAGCAGAGACUGGGCAAUGUGCUGCCACCCUUAGGGGGCACAAAGGGGGUAUUCAAGACACAGCCAUUGUUGACCGAGGUCGCAAUAUUGUAUCUUGUUCCCGAGAUGGGACCGCUAAGUUAUGGGACUGUGGACAGUCCACAUGUUUGGUUACAUUUGCUGAGUGUGGAGGAAUACUGAAUGCUUGUGCCCUGGGAGCCACUGCCAGUGGGAUCAACCUGGGGACCUCACCGUCAACCAUCAGUGACCGUGAAGUUUUGACAGGUGGAAAGAUGUUGUUGCUGGCUUGUGAGAACAAAACACUUCAGGCCUAUGGACUACAGAGCAGAGAAAAGAUCUUUGAGCUGGACUGUCACUCUGCUGUCAAUUCCUGCACAUUUAUUUCCCCUGAAUCUGCUGUCUGCGGUACAGAGGAUGGUCAUGUGACUGUCAUCGACCUACGAAACUACAGAGUUCCCUUAAAAGAGUGGAAAGAACAAAGAUCAAGUAUUUUGUCAUUGUUGCCGUUUAAACAAGGGUUCUUUGCAAGCAGCGGUGACGGGUCGUGUUUUCGAGUGACAGAAGAGUUCAAGACAGACCUGGAGUUGACGGGACCAGACUGUGAUCCGGUGUACAAAGUUGUAAACGAUGCUCAGACAAUCUACACUGCUUGUAGAGAUGGACUGAUACGCAAAUAUCGACUCGAUAUGACUUGAUAAUCCUAUCAUUCUCCUUAACUGUUUUUGUUUCGCUUUUUUUUUUAAUCAUCUUUCGUUACCAUGGUUGGAAGAGGAAUGUGAGUGUUAUAGUACAUUGGAUAGAUGUACCCUUUUUAAAAUCUUAAUUGUGGCAUUUAAGAAAAUCACUUGACUAUAGAAAGAGCAAUUUGUGGCAGACUGAUAUCUGAUAUAUUUUCUGAGCCAGAAAUAUGUACAUUAGCUAAGUGGCAGUCUGAGUAGUAUAUAUUUACGGCUUGAAAUAAGGGGCAAGAUCAUCAUUUAAUUGUGAUGAAAUGUAAAAUUUGUACAUGCGAUCUACACCUGCAUUUAUAGAGAUGGGUUUACAUCAACCGGAUGUAAAUCUUAUCUGUCAUUUAUACCUAUUUGUGUUUCACGAAGUUUAAAAUUGUCGUUUGUUACCAUUGCUCGAGAGGAAUGUGAUUGUUGUAAUGUAAUACAUUAACAUUGGAUAGAUUUACCCUUCUCUUAAUCUAUUAUUGCCUCAAUUAAGAAAAUAUCUGGGCCAGAUGGUGAAUUUUGUGGCAGACCAAUUUUUGACAUAUUUUUUCUGAGAGCUUGAACAAAUAUACACUUUAUUCAUGUCAGAAUUAGAAUGUUAUUUCAUUUAUUAUUUGAAAACGUUAUGGAAGGGAAAAGAUCAUUGCUGAUGAAAGUUCAAACAUUAUCAUUUGCCUAUGUACAUCUGAAAAUGUACAUUUAUGAGUUCCGAAAGUGAGAUUGAGGAACGUAGAGGAAAAGCUAAGGUCUGAAAUGGUAUACUGGAGUUGAAGACAUAAAAUGUAGCAGUAAUGUGCAUUAUUUUUGUUUACAACAGUAGAUCCAUGAUGCUAACAGUUCGUAAAUGCAUGGGUUCUUUAGGAAGUUGCCAGUUGUGUGUUCCAUUAUUUUCAUUUAUUAUUAAAGUAUUUG
This is a messenger RNA of Liolophura sinensis, 2021 nucleotides long. Its product is annotated as proteasomal ATPase-associated factor 1-like. The record is from RefSeq and is a predicted model, not a curated record. The transcript has 9 exons. Gene Ontology annotation, molecular function: protein binding. NCBI's taxonomy places the organism in Eukaryota, Metazoa, Mollusca, Polyplacophora, Chitonida, Chitonidae. The coding region runs from base 153 to 1088 and encodes 311 amino acids.